AGUCUCCGUAGAAGUGUACUCGUUUAGCCCAAUAAGUAAUCACACAGUCGAAUAAUAGUUGGCCCAGCCCACCUAGGUCAGAUUAAUCAUUAAUGCUCGAAUGCUUAAAACGUCACCGUAUCGCAUUGUCCGUGGCUCAAAAUCAAUCACAUUUCACUCACAGCUUAUGUAUGGCAUUCGGAUUGCCCUCACAUAUCCAGCACCACCAUUACCUACAAACUCUGAAACCUGAAAAUAUCCACCAUAUUCAAUCACAAAGAUCAAUUAUUCAAUUACCCUUCUCUUUGCAAAGGUAUGAUUUCAUCAUCCAUUGUUAUUCUAAGAUGAAACGUAUAUGUCGGAAUACUCAAUCUUGAACUGCUUUUGCUUCCAUCUUUAAAUUAUCCGGUGCACAAUAUGCAAGCUCCGACCAUUUCAAGUGAAUCUCUGCACUCUUGUGUAAUACCCCACUUGGAUUUAGGAUUACAUUCUUUUAAAUGGGUAAAGAGAAAGAAAAGAUUUAAUCUUUUUCAUAAUUCCUGCCAUGGUCUCUUGUUGAGAUGUAGGUUUUCAUCAUGCCCUAGUGGCACCAUUAAUCUCGUUCCUAAGACAAAGAAACCUUCCCUAGGUGCUGCUUUUGCUCUUACAUGGGCAUUAGAUGAACCCACAACCGGCAAUGAUGAUUCUCCUAUUCAAGAAUCAGACCAAUUAAAUGACAACGAUGGUGCAAAUAAUAAAGAUGGUGGUGAUGUGCAGAAACGAGGAAUUUAUCGGAGGCAAAAACUUCAAAACGGACGAAUUGAUGUUCGUGCACUAGCAUUAAGAUUGCAUUCUGCCACAAAUGCAGACGAUGUGGAAACUAUUCUCAAGGAUAUGGGAAAUCUUCCUCUCCAGGUGUAUUCCACCAUUAUUCGAGGUUUCGGCAAAGACAAGAAGGUUGACUCAGCGAUGGCUCUCUUCGAGUGGCUCAAGAGAAAGAGCAACGAGGCCGAUAGUCCGAUUCAGCCCAAUCUUUAUAUAUACAACAGUCUUUUGGGAGCGCUGAAGCAAGCUGAAAGCUUUGAUUUUGUUGAUGAUGUCAUGAGUGACAUGGCUGCAAAAGGGUUGCUUCCUAAUGUCGUGACGUAUAAUACCUUGAUGGGUAUUUACAUCGAGCACCGAAAAGAAGCCAAAGUUUUCGAACUCUUUGAAGAGAUGCCGACCAAAGGUAUAUUUCCAUCUCCGGCAUCUUAUUCGAUUGUCUUGCUCGCUUAUCGUAGACUCGAGGAUGGAUUUGGAGCUCUGACAUUCUUUGUUGAGAUAAGGGAUAAAUUUCAAAAGGGUGAAAUUGGAAAAGAUAAUGACGGUGAAGAAGAAGAAGACUGGGUAGACGAGUUUGCGAAGCUAGAAAACUUCACUAUUCGUAUUUGCUACCAAGUGAUGCGUCGUUGGCUUGUUAAUAGCAAGAAUUUAAGCACGGAAGUAUUAAGACUUUUGAAAGAGAUGGAUAAGGCUGGAUUACAGCCAGGUCACGAAGAACACGAGCGCCUAAUAUGGGCAUGCACACGAGAAGAACAUUACAUUGUGGUUAAGGAAUUGUACGCUAGGAUAAGAGAAAUGACAAGCACUGAAAUAAGCUUAUCAGUUUGCAAUCACGUCAUUUGGCUAAUGGGAAAGGCAAAGAAAUGGUGGGCAGCUUUGGAAAUAUACGAGGAUUUAUUGGAUAAAGGGCCGAAACCAAAUAACAUGUCGUACGAAUUGAUCGUUUCACAUUUCAGUAUACUCUUGACCGCAGCUCGAAAAAAGGGUAUUUGGAAAUGGGGUGUAAGGCUGCUCAACAAAAUGGAAGAGAAAGGCCUUAAACCAGGAAGUAGAGAGUGGAAUGCCGUUCUUGUUGCUUGUUCAAAAGCUUCGGAAACUUCCGCAGCUAUCGAGAUAUUCAAGAGAAUGGUUGACCAAGGCGAAAAGCCCACAAUCAUUUCAUAUGGUGCAUUGCUUAGUGCUCUCGAGAAAGGGAAACUGUACGAUGAAGCCCUUCAAGUGUGGAAACACAUGUUGAAAAUGGGGCUGGAGCCUAAUUUAUACGCAUACACAAUCAUGGCCUCGAUUUACGCAGGUCAACAAAAAUUCGAUAUCGUGGACUCGAUUAUCCAAGAAAUGGUGACGGUCAAUAUCGAGCCGACAGUUGUUACAUUCAACGCAAUAAUCAGCAGCUGCGGUCGGAGUAAUCUUGGGAGUGUGGCGUACGAAUAUUUCCAGAGAAUGAGAGUUUUGAAUAUUGCGCCGAACGAGGUUACUUAUGAUGUGUUGAUUGAGGCUCUUGCUAGUGACGGUAAACCGAGGCUCGCUUAUGAGCUGCACUUGAGGGCUAAUAACGAGGGACUUGUGCUUUCGACUAAGGCUUAUGAUGCUGUUGUUGAAUCUUCAGAAAGUUACGGUGCCACGAUUGAUGUCAGUGCUUUAGGGCCUCGGCCACCUGAGAGAAAGAAGAAAGUGCAGACGAGGAAAAAGUUGUCGGAGUUCUGUGAUUUAGCUGAUGUUCCUAGGAGAAGUAAACCAUUCGACAGAAGUGAAAUCUACAAGUCACAGAGUGAAGAAGAUCCUAGGUAAAUCUGUGUCCUUUUUUCAUGAGAUAUGGUUUGACUAUAUGUAAUUACUUUGCUGCUUAGAUUAAGGCAAACAUGUCUUUUGAUUCAAGAUUGUCCACUAGAAAAUUGUUGGAUGUGUAAUUUGUAUUGAUUAUCAAGAAAGUGAAUUACCAGGCAUGGAUUUUGAAGCACAAAA
Molecule: messenger RNA, 2742 nt
Organism: Erythranthe guttata (spotted monkey flower)
Lineage: Eukaryota; Viridiplantae; Streptophyta; Magnoliopsida; Lamiales; Phrymaceae
Product: protein LOW PHOTOSYNTHETIC EFFICIENCY 1, chloroplastic
Molecular function (GO): protein binding
Source: RefSeq, a predicted model, not a curated record